Messenger RNA from Pseudophryne corroboree (corroboree frog), 6374 nucleotides. RefSeq names its product glucokinase (gene GCK). Gene Ontology annotation, biological process: glucose metabolic process; intracellular glucose homeostasis; glucose 6-phosphate metabolic process. The transcript is spliced from 10 exons. The record is from RefSeq and is a predicted model, not a curated record. Lineage: Eukaryota; Metazoa; Chordata; Amphibia; Anura; Myobatrachidae. The coding region runs from base 496 to 1872 and encodes 458 amino acids. Gene Ontology annotation, cellular component: cytosol; mitochondrion. Gene Ontology annotation, molecular function: ATP binding; glucokinase activity; D-glucose binding.
ACACAUUUCCUCUGUCCUUCAUCAUCUACUGUAGAUGUCUCUGGCACCCUUCUCUGUCUCUUUCUUCUCCCUGCUCUCUCUUUUCCUCUGUAAGUUACAUCAUACAUGAACUCUUAUCAAUGUGAGCUGUAGGCUGAUCAUAGCAGGCAGCAAAUAGUAGCCGUGACAGGUAGCAGGUGACAGAAAGAGACAACAGUGACUGACGCCAGCUCUACUAGAGCGACACAACGCAAACCUGCAGUCACACUAUGGAUAGUACAUAGACAGGUUCUGGUGACUAUAUAGCGGAUUGGCAAAUGGACAUGUAGGACCAAGUGACAUGCACACACACACUCUUGUGCAGUAUAUUGCAUCACAUGCCUAUACUCCUAUAAUAAUCAGUAACAGCAACAUCCAGGUACUGGAACAGCCGGAGAGACAGAGGAUUUUAGUGUGACAGACUCGCAUACUUUAGGCAUCCUGCUGGAUCUCUGUCUGGAGGACAAGGCUGGAACCAUGGAGCAGUUUGCGCCUCAAGAUGUGGAACAGAUGCUGUCCGAGUUCAAGCUUCAUGAAGAAGAGUUGCAGGUCCUGAUGGACAGAUUGCAGGCAGAGAUGGACCGAGGUCUUCAUCUGGAGACCAACGAGGAGGCUAGUGUUAAAAUGCUGCCCACCUAUGUGCGAUCCACACCUGAUGGCUCCGAGGUUGGAGAUUUCCUGGCCUUGGAUCUCGGAGGUACUAACUUCCGUGUAAUGCUGGUGAAAGUUGGGGAGGAUCUGGAUGGACUGUGGAAAGUGGAUACGAAACACAAAAUGUAUUGCAUACCUGAGGACGCCAUGACCGGAACUGCGGAAAUGCUGUUUGAUUACAUUGCUGAAUGUAUAUCUGAUUAUCUGGACCAGCAAAAUAUGAAACACAAGAAGCUGCCCCUGGGAUUCACCUUCUCCUUUCCAGUCAGACAUGAAGAGAUUGACAAGGGGAUCCUUCUGAACUGGACCAAAGGCUUCAAAGCAUCAGGAGCGGAGGGGAACAAUGUGGUUGGACUGCUGAGAGAUGCUAUCAAGAGAAGAGGGGAUUUUGAGAUGGAUGUUGUUGCCAUGGUGAAUGACACUGUUGCUACAAUGAUCUCUUGUUAUUAUGAAGAUCAUCGUUGUGAAGUUGGCAUGAUAGUAGGUACUGGCUGCAAUGCAUGUUACAUGGAAGAGAUGUGUAAUGUGGAGCUGGUAGAGGGAGAAGAGGGUCGCAUGUGCGUAAACACAGAAUGGGGUGCGUUUGGGGACACGGGCGAACUGGAAGACUUUCGACUGGAGUAUGACCGAGUUGUGGAUGAAGGAUCACUAAAUCCUGGUCAGCAGCUCUAUGAGAAGAUGAUUGGUGGGAAGUACAUGGGAGAGCUGGUCAGGCUGGUCCUGAUGAAGAUGGUCAAUGAGAAUCUGCUAUUUGGAGGAGAAGCUUCUGAGAAGCUGAAAACAAGAGGAAGUUUUGAAACGCAGUUUGUGUCACAGAUAGAAGGAGACUCUUCAGAUUUCAAACAAACCAGCAACAUCCUGCGAACGCUGGGGGUGCGGUACACACCGGAGGAUUGCCAGGCCGUGCGCAUGGCUUGUGAGAGCGUGUCCACGCGAGCAGCGGUCAUGUGUGCUGCCGGCCUUGCUGGGGUACUCAACCGCAUGCAUAAAAACCGAGGAGAGGACUUUCUGGAGAUCACAGUGGGAGUGGAUGGAUCUGUUUACAAACUGCACCCUAGCUUCAAGGACAAGUUACAUUCUGCAGUACACAAACUAUUACCAAAGUGCGACAUCAUCUUCAUCCAAUCAGAGGAAGGCAGCGGGCGAGGCGCUGCGCUGAUAUCCGCAGUAGCAUACAAGAUGGCUUCUCUUAUUGGUCAUUAGCAACCAUCUCACUCUAUUUCCUCAGCUUCUGAGCUACAGCAGACAAGGACAAUUACCUGCGCAGGUCACACAAGCCCACACUGUCCCAUAACCCUGGAGAACGGCUAUUAAGCUAUCAUGAUCUGCAGGAGGCACAGAACAUCUCUCCACAGCUCCAGCAUCUACUGUACAUACACCUGCAGAGCACUGUCAUUCAGAUUUUCUGAGGAGCACUGAAGUCAGAGGCAUUUUCCCAAUGCAUCUUUGUGGUGACGCAUAUUUGCCACUGAACGAGCUCUAGGGAAGAUAGUCCUGAUCCAAUAACUCACCCCUUAGUUUAGUUGCCAUUUCAGUGCGAGUGUAUGGCAAAAUGUGCAAAGACAGGGAGCAAAGCAUUGUUUCCCUUCUCUCAGUUCCAGGGAAUUCUGAAAUGCCAGUCCAAUAAAGACCCAGAAAGCAAUGGUUCUUCUCCUAAUAACAUUUCUCAUUCAAGUACUUACAGCGUGUCUGCUGUGUGAUGUAUUAAUAAUGGGGAUAUAGGCAGAGUGGAACAACCUGAUUACAGACAUGGACAGUCUUACAAACAUCCAGCCUGGAGACUGGACAGGACAUCGUACAGCCAUGGUUACUGUGACUACAGUACGAGGAGAACAUGAAUGGCGCAUAGUCUCACAGGCAAAGAUCUGAGCAUUCGUGCACUGUAACAAGAUACCUUUUCUUCUGAGGACCAAUAACAAAUAAAUGAUGUCUACGAUGCCGAACUUUGUCUUAGCAGUGUCAGUGCCAGCUGUGACUCUAGUAAAACAUGAAGCAGUAAUUGUAGCUAUGUGUAUUAGACAUGUAUUUGAAUAAAUGAGAAUAAAACAUGCAGUAGCAAAAGAUUAAUAAAUGUAAAAAAAAAAAAAAAAUUUUCAUGACUAAAAGUAAUAAACAGAGGCUAUUUCUCAAAAUGGGGGCCCAGGGAACUACUGUCUGCAGAAAAGUUGCUAAAGGGUCUGUGCAGUGUGUGUGUGUGGCUCUGUGCCUUGGAGGUGGGGGCUCUAUAGGCGCGGGUUUGUAUAGCUUGUUGCAGGGCUUAUUUUGUCCCCACUUUUUUUUUUUUUUUUUUGCAAUGAUAAGAUAUGUUAGCGCACCUAUUAUGCAAAGUCCUCCAGUAUGUUUAAGGAACUCUCAUACUACAAAGGACUUUGUUGCAGGCAGAGUGAAGGCGCCAGUCACAUAACUACAUCCCGAGUGAGGGGUUGGCUAUAGGUCAAUACAUGGAUGUUAAGUAUCCGGUCAGUCUCGAGUCUUGCAUGAGGUUGACGUAUUAUAAAAAUGUUCUAGAUUCAAAAUUUAAUUUCCUGUCAUAUGCUUUGGAGUUUCCAGGCAGGCUGAAGCUUUGUGGAUAUUUUUGUUGGUUUGCCCAGUUAGUUAAUAGUCCUAUAACAAUCUGUUUAUUUUUAGGAAACCAAUGUAUUCUGUCUUUCUCACCAUCCAUUUCCCCUCUGCUCACAGAUGAUGAUGUUAUUGCUAACUGUAGUAACUGUAUCUUACAGGAUCAGCCAGGUGCAUCCACUGGGGACAGACUGCAGGCUAUACCUCUUAUACAUUAUGCUGCUCAAUGUAAGAUAUUAAUAUGCACAUACAAUCAAUGCGUACAGUGCUGUGACAUGUAUGUAUUAUGCACAAUGCUGUGACAUGUAUGUUUAUUACGCACAGUGCUGUGACAUGUAUGUGUAUUACGCACAGUGCUGUGACAUGUAUGUGUAUUACGCACAGUGCUGUGACAUGUAUGUGUAUUACACACAGUGCUGUGACAUGUAUGUGUAUUACACACAGUGCUCUGACAUGUAAGUGUAUUACGCACAGUGCUGUGACAUGUAUGUGUAUUACGCACAGUGCUGUGACAUGUAUGUGUAUUACACACAGCGCUGUGACAUGUAUGUGUAUUACGCACAGUGCUGUGUCAUGUAUGUGUAUUACGCACAGUGCUGUGACAUGUAUGUGUAUUACGCACAGUGCUGUGACAUGUAUGUGUAUUACGCACAGUGCUGUGACAUGCAUGUGUAUUACGCACAGUGCUGUGACAUGUAUGUGUAUUACGCACAGUGCUGUGACAUGCAUGUGUAUUACGCACAGUGCUGUGCGAUGUAUGUGUAUUACGCACAGUGCUGUGACAUGUAUGUGUAUUACGCACAGUGCUGUGACCUGUAUGUGUAUCAUGCAUAGUGCUGUGACAUGUAUGUGUAUUAUGCCCAGUGCUGUGAAAUGUAUGUGUAUUACGCACAGGGUUGUGGCAUGUAUGUGUAUUACGCACAGUGCUGUGACCUGUAUGUGUAUCAUGCAUAGUGCUGUGACAUGCAUGUGUAUUAUGCCCAGUGCUGUGAAAUGUAUGUGUAUUACGCACAGGGUUGUGGCAUGUAUGUGUAUUACAUACUGCAAUGUGACAUGUAUGUAUUACGUACAAUGUUGUGACAUGUGUGUAUAUUACGCACAGUGCUGUGUUAUGUAUGUAUUACGUACAGGGCUGUGAUGUAUCACGCACAGUGCUGUGACAUGUAUGUGUGUUACACACAGUGCUGUGUCAUGUAUGUGUAACAUUCCUCUGGGAACUGUCAUGGUUAUUCAUCAACUGUGAAUGGUGAUCUACAGCCAUUAAAAUAAGUCUGUAAAACAAGUGAUUAUUAUGUACUUUCUCCUGACUGUGAGGUAAAACAUUACUGAGCAGCCAUUUUGCUUCUCUGGAAUCACCAUCUGCACCUCUAUAUAGAACUUAUUGGAUUACAUUUGCAGCAACUUUUCACUAAAAGAUAAUAGUGUCCAUAUUGUCAGCAAUUUGCAAAGCUACACCCAUUUUUGGGGGUGGGAGGGGUAGCUGCAAAUAUUUAGGAUCACGUAACUAAUGUAUACUGAGGGACUGCAACAGAUAUCGGAGAUGGAGGAUGCAACGACACCAGAUUUACCAGGCUCCGAAAUGCAAAACGUUUGUGAGCUUGGUCGCUGUAGCUAACGCUGUGUGACAAUGGCGUUAACCUGUUGUAGCCUAUGAGCUAUACCUCGCAUAUUUAGUCAGCAGAGGGUUUCUCCACACCACACAUGCAUGCUCCGGGGGCCCACACAUGAGCAGGAGGGUAUUAUUUGCUCGUUCAUGUUUUAUUCCCAACUCCGAUUCAGAACCUAAAUGUCAUUAUAGCAAUUUAUAGGCCUCAUUUAUACCCCUUUCCCUCGUUAUUGCACGUGAACACGCAUCAACCCGGGAUUUUGCUUAGUCUGAAAGGGUCCUAAAGCAAUAUCCCGGGUCGAGUGUCUCGGCAUUUCAUCCUGUGUGACAACCUGGGUUGAAGCCGGGAUCGAUCCGGUAUGCUUGCAGUGUGAACGGGUAAGCUGGAUCAAGGCGACCCGGAACCCGUUCCCUGCAUAGAAGGAGGUGGUGCUUGGAGAUGAUUAUCAAGGGAGGGUCUGUGAGUGACAUGCAGGGUAGACCCGGGUUCAGUGUAAUUGGGGCUGACCCGGGAAUAACCCGGGUCCAAUGUGCUGUGUAAUACCCAUUUCACACCGCACAAAUAACCCGGUAUCGACCUGGCAUAUUGUCGGGUCGACACGGGUCAGCGUGCGGGGUGAAAGUGCUAUAGCUGAAAUCCCGGGUCGCCUUACCCAGCAAUUCAACCCGGGUAUAAAGCAGUAUUAUUCCCGGGUUGAAUACAGGGUCAAUGGCAGCGUAAAUGGGCUUCCUGGGUCGAUACGCCGCCUCCGCCCUCGCUGCCGGCUCCGCCCCCCGCUGCUAUAGCAACCCACCCGGCUUAUUGCCGGGUCAGAAAAGCCAGCAGCAGCGUCCAAUGCCGGAUCCCACCCGGGAAGGACCCGUUUCCAAUUCCCGGGUGGGAUCCGGCAUUGGCGGUGUGAAAGGGGUAUAAACAGGGUCUGAUCCUGGUCUGACCCCGGAUGGUACUGUGUCCAGAAACCCUGGUCGAAUCUGGAUUUUUGGUAUAAAAUUGGUACUACUAGCUGGUGUGAUGGUGACAGUGAUAGUCCUAUUUACAGUGAGUGGAUCAUUUAUAUAGCGAUAUAUUGAGAAAACUCUGAUGUUGCUGGGGAUAACAGCAGGUAAGUGGCCGGAGUUACAGAUAUGUUUGUGAAUGGUUCUAGUAGCUCUUACAAAGCAAUUAAGUAAGGAAACAGGAGAGCAAUAAGAGAUAUCACACAUUUCAAAGACAAUUAUUCAACUUCUUUUAUGGCUGCAGAGCCCUCCAACAAGGUGUAUUAUAUUCCUAUGUUUUCUGUGACAUCAUUUUACAUCUGUACGUACAUAAUUUAUCAGUUCUAGUAAAUCUACUGUUAUACAGACCUUCUAUAUAUAGUCUUGUGUUUUCUAAUGACAAAACAAUCAAGUAGUCUAUGUUUAUAGUUUUAUUUAAUUCCAUAUUUUAAUCUAUUGGCUACUUUCAGCGGGAAGCCUGUAUAAUUCUAUCUAUCAUUGUGUUGUACCAUUAAGAUGUCACUGAGCUGUUGUAUAAGUAUUAAAGUAAUGUAGUUAUUAACCA